GUUUGCAUGGGGCAGGAUGCUUUCAUGGAGCUCCACAGCAGCACUGCUGGGAUCUUCCAGUGCAAAAUAUACCUCCUCCUCUUAGGUACAGUUUAAAAGCUAUUGUUGUAAACUGUUGAUUCUGCUUUAUUUGAAAUUACCUACUACACUGUAAACUAUGGAAAACGGUAGUCUUAAGCUGACAAAAGAGCAGGUUCUUGUUCUGGACUGAAGGUGACAGUGCCAUCACACACUGUCCACGGCAUCAGAGGUCAGGCCCUCUACCUCCCUGUGCACUAUGGCUUCCAUACUUUGGCGUCAGACAUCCAGAUCAUAUGGCUGUUUGAGAGACCCCACACGAUGCCCAAAUACUUAUUGGGCUCUGUGAAUAAGUCUGUAGUUCCGGACUUGGAAUACCAGCAUAAGUUCACCAUGAGGCCGCCCAAUGCAUCUUUGCUCAUUAAUCCACUGCAGUUUGAUGAUGAAGGUAAUUACAUUGUGAAGGUCAACAUUCAAGGAAAUGGAACCCUAUCCUCAAGUCAGAAGAUACAAGUCACUGUCGAUGACCCUGUCACAAAGCCAGUGGUGCAGCAUCAUCCUUCCUCUGGGGCUGUGGAGUAUGUGGGAAACAUGACCCUCACAUGCCGUGUUGAAGGGGGCACCAGGCUAGUUUACCAGUGGCUAAAGAAUGGGAAGCCGGUUCGAACCAGUUCCACCUAUUCCUUUUCACCCCAAAACAACACCCUUCGUAUUGCUCCAGUGACCAAGGAAGACAUCGGGAAUUACAGUUGCCUCGUGAAGAACCCUGUCAGCGAAAUGGAAAGUGGCAUCAUUACACCGACCAUAUAUUAUGGACCUUAUGGACUUCGAGUUAAUUCUGAUAAAGGGCUCAAAGUAGGGGAAGUGUUUACUGUUGACCUUGGAGAAGCCAUUCUAUUUGAUUGUUCAGCUGAUUCUUAUCCCCCUAACACCUACUCCUGGAUCCAGAAUACUGAAAAUGCAACAUAUGUCAUUAAGUACGGGCCUGUCUUGGAAGUGGCGUCUGACAAGGUAGCCCAGAAAACAACUGACUUUGUGUGCUGUGCUUAUAACAACGUAACUGGGAAGCAGGAUGAAACUCAUUUCACUGUCAUCAUCACUUCUGUAGGACUGGAGAAGUUUGCACAAAAAGCAAAAUCACUGUCCCCUUUAGCAACUAUAACUGGAAUAUCACUGUUUUUGAUUAUAUCUAUGUGUCUUCUCUUCAUAUGGAAAAAAUAUCAACCCUAUAGAGUCAUAAAACAGAAGCUAGAAGGCAGGCCAGACACGGAAUACAGGAAGGCUCAAACAUUUUCAGGCCAUGAAGAUGCUCUGGAUGACUUUGGAAUAUAUGAAUUUGUUGCUUUUCCAGACGCUCCUGGUGUUUCCAGGAUGCCAAGCAGGUCAGCUCCCACCUCUGAUGGUGUAUCAGGGCAAGACUUGCACAGCACAAUUUAUGAAGUUAUUCAGCACAUCCCUGCCCAAGAGGAAGACCAUCCAGAACCUGGAAAUCCAUAGAAGUGUUCACAGAGGAGAACAUUGGAGUGAAAUAAUGAAGGAAUAUCCAAGGAAAGAUAGUGGAAAUGUAUAUCCAUCCGGGAACAGCAUAGAAAUCGGCCUCUUACUCUUACUCCAGUAUCUUUUAAUACUUCUUUUACAUGCAGAAUAGCGACAUCUAUAUAAAGUGGACUGCAGGAUUCCAGUCUAUGCAGCCAAUGUGUUGUGCAAGCAGGAAACAUCGCAGACAUUCUUUAUCGUGCUGACUGAGAGAAAGAAAAGAAUGAAGUUUUCCAAUCAGUCUUUUUGUAUCAAAUUUUUCUAAAAAGCACCAAUUCAUUCUCACCUCUACGUUUACUUUGACCAACUAUCUUAUUAUACCUACAAAUAUAGAAACUUUACAUUUGUGAAUUUCUCAGCAGGUUCUAUUGCAUUGCAUUCUCAUGGCUAAAUUUUUAUUCCCAAAUUUAUUUCUUAUUAUUUGCAUCACACAAGUAAGACUGCCUUCUUCCUGGUUGUGAGUGGACUUGUUUGUCAAGCGUGUUUUGAAAAAGACUUGGAAACUGUUAAAGGAAAGAAUUUAUUAAAGUCUUACUUAGUUUUUGUUCAGAGAAAAA
Messenger RNA from Chinchilla lanigera (long-tailed chinchilla), 2111 nucleotides. It is a transcript of the gene Hepacam2, whose product is annotated as HEPACAM family member 2. NCBI's taxonomy places the organism in Eukaryota, Metazoa, Chordata, Mammalia, Rodentia, Chinchillidae. The transcript has 11 exons. The record is from RefSeq and is a predicted model, not a curated record. The coding region runs from base 340 to 1515 and encodes 391 amino acids.